This is a messenger RNA of Microthlaspi erraticum, 1173 nucleotides long. Lineage: Eukaryota; Viridiplantae; Streptophyta; Magnoliopsida; Brassicales; Brassicaceae. The record is from the annotation of a GenBank genome assembly.
AUGAAUCAAUCCAGUCUUGCAAUCCCAACUCUCUCGCUCUCCUUAACCCCAAUCCCCAAACACCCAAUUCGUCAGCUCUCAGCUCCAAUUCGUAGACAGAACUUCGCAAACCCUAGACUUCUCUUUCCCCUCCGGCUUAAUGAGACGCCGGCUUGUCUCGCCGCGAAAAGGGUUUUCCGGGUUAGAGCUUCAGUCGACGGAGACGGAAAAACCGGGAAUUGGGUGAACCGGUUACCGAUUCCGGGACUCGGAGCCGAAAAUGUCUUCAGAUUGAUUUCAAGCGCGACGGGAAGUCCAAUUGGACAAUUCAUAUCGUCCCCUGUGACCUUCCUGCAUUCGGUUGAUCCCAGGAUCAAAUUGGUAUGGCUAUUAACUCUAGUGAUACUUCCAGCAAGAGCAAAUAUAGCUGUGCGUUUAGGACUUGUUCUUUGUACAGCUCUCUUGUCAAUCUCUGUUCUCCCUAGACAAGUGUGGAUGGAUCAAUUGGCGAGAGUGUCGCUUCUUUCGGGGAUCCUCUUCAUAACCUUGGGGUUAGGAUCAGACGGUGCACCGCCGAUGCUUCAAUCAAGAACACCACCAUCAGCAAUCACAAGCUUGCCUGAUCUUCCCAUGUCCUUGAGCGGUUAUUCGUACAUGUUACUAAAGCUUGGUCCUUUGCAAUUCACAAGGAAAGGUUUGUCUGUUGGAAGCACAGCUGCUUGCUUAACCUUCAUUAUUUUCCAAAGUGCUAGUCUUUGUCUUGCAACCACAACACCAGAACAACUUGCUCUAGCUCUGAGAUGGUUCUUGUUCCCGUUGACAUACAUCGGUGUUCCAGUCGGUGAAAUCAUUCUCACACUCCUGCUUUCACUCAGAUUUAUCAAUUUAGUUUUCGAUGAGGUCAGAAGCGUUGCGCUUGGAAUUGUAUCCCGGAGAGUAAACUGGAAGCAGCUUACUGUUCUUGAGACACUUGAUAUUUUUGCUUCUUUCAUUCGCCGGAUCUUCAAGAACAUAUUUCGCCAUGCAGAGCAAAUCUCGCAGGCGAUGAUUGUCAGAGGCUUCAGAGGAGAUAGCAGUAGCCACAAGAUCUACUUCUUCUCGGGGACAUCUAAUAAGUUUGCAGAUUUUGCAUCAGUUUUGUGUUUAAUCGGUGUAAUCUCAACCGCACUCUUGUCUGAAUACAUAUUUGUCUAA